UGAAGAGAAGAAUGCUAAAAGAUAAUAGGUUAAGAUCAAAGUACAAGUGUUGACAAGGAGAAGGAAGGGAGGGAGAGAAAGAGGGAUAGAGAAAACGAAGAGAAAGAAAAGGAAAGAGUGUGAGAGAAGGGAGAGAAAGAACAGAGAAGGAAGAGAGAAAGAGGGGAAAGCAAAACAAGAGAAAGAGUAGGAGUGGGAGAAGAAAAACAAACCAAAGACAUUCGAAGUGACAUAGAUCAGCCCCAAGUUAAGCUUGAAUGAACAAAAUUUAGUGGUGACAUAAAACAACGACCAGAAUCAUUUAAAGUUAUUGAAGUUUAUUUUGUUUAAUUUAUAUUUAUUCCAUGCUUGUUCGUUGAAACUAUGCCGAAAUUUAAGCCUAUUAGAAACAAACUAGCUAGAUGCUUUCUUGCGGAGUUUCUGGGUACUUUCCUACUCUUGUUGGUUGGACUUGCUGGUGUAGCACAGGUUGUACUCAGCAAGAAGGCUGAUGGAGAUUUUUUCAGUAUUAAUGCAUGCUGGGGUAUGGCAGUGACACUUGGAGUCUAUGCAUCUGCAGAAGUAUCAGGAGCUCAUCUGAAUCCUGCAGUCACUGUAGCACUUGCUAUCUUCAGAAAGUUCUCUUGGAAUCAUGUUCCAGUGUAUUUUAUAGCUCAGUAUCUUGCAAGUUUUACUGGUGCUGCUCUUGUGUACUUUGUUUACAAAGAUGGCCUUGACAAUUUUGAUGGUGGAAUAAGGCAGGUGACUGGAGAGAAUGCUUCAGCUGGUGUCUUUGCUACAUAUCCUAAAAGCUUUGUCUCUACAGGCAGGUGCUUUGUAGAUCAGAUUGUUGGCACUGGGUUGCUGACUUUAUGCAUUGCUGCAAUAACGGAUGGCAAAAAUAUGAAACCUCAAAAAGGCCUCCUACCAUUUUCUAUAGGAAGUAUUGUGUUUAUAAUUGGUGUAACUUUUGGUUUCAAUUGUGGAUAUGCUAUCAACCCUGCAAGGGACUUGUCACCUCGCUUAUUUACCCUGAUGGCUGGCUGGGGCACUGAAGUCUUUAGUUUCAGAGACUACAACUGGUUUUGGGUUCCAAUUUUAGGGCCUCACAUUGGUGCAAUAUUAGGAAUAUUGAUCUAUGACGUCACUGUUGGUUUUCACUGGGAAAGUGCUGAACCAGAGAUUGAUGAAGCUAAAAAUCUUAAAGAUGGUGAAUUUGCUUCUAUGACUUUAGAAAAAGGUAUGUAUAUGAUCCAGUUUUCAACUGCAAAGUUCAAUCAAAACUAUUCUAUUAAAUCUACUGAUAUGUUUACAAUGAGAUUAUCUUAUCUUCAACAGCUGCUCUGA
Molecule: messenger RNA, 1326 nt
Organism: Octopus bimaculoides (California two-spot octopus)
Lineage: Eukaryota; Metazoa; Mollusca; Cephalopoda; Octopoda; Octopodidae
Product: aquaporin-7
Biological process (GO): glycerol transmembrane transport; water transport
Cellular component (GO): plasma membrane; basolateral plasma membrane
Molecular function (GO): water channel activity; glycerol channel activity
Source: RefSeq, a predicted model, not a curated record